CUCUCACAUUGCACCGUCGCGAAUACGUUGUGGCGGCUAUUAGUGGUAACUGACCAUCAUUCUCUUUUCAAAACGAAUCUGCAAGGUUGUAUUUAAAAUAAUAUUAAAAAUAAAUAACAGUGAAAUAAUUCAAUACGAAUAUUGUUUUGUGUGUGUACGUUAAUCUAUUUUUUAAAUUCAGUUCAAUCAUAUUUUUUAUAUUAUCAUGGAGAAAAGAAUAGACUUGGAAAAACGAGGAAGGCAACCUGGCGAAAUUACAGAGUUAAAUUUAGAUAACUGCAGAAGUACCAGUAUUGUUGGAUUAACAGAUGAAUUUACAAAUUUAGAAAUAUUAAGCUUGAUCAAUGUUGGUUUAACAUCACUCAAAGGUUUUCCAAAAUUACCAAAUCUAAAAAGGCUCGAAUUGAGCGAUAACAGAAUUUCAAAUGGUUUAAAUUUAUUGGUCUCAAGUCCAAAAUUAACAAAUUUAAAUCUCAGUGGUAACAAGAUCAAAGAUUUGGAAACAUUGCAACCAUUGAAAGAAUUCAAAAAUUUGAAAAAUUUGGAUUUGUUCAAUAAUGAAGCAACAGUUGUUGAGGGUUACAGACAGAAAGUAUUCAAUUUGAUUCCAAGUCUUAAAUAUCUUGAUGGUUUUGAUGUCAAUGACAAAGAAGCAGAUAGUGAAGGUGAAGAUGAUGAAGUUAACGGCAAUGAUGGAGAUUCAGAAGAUGAAGAAGGUAAGAAUGAUGACGUUCCUACAAGCAAUAGUUCUUCUCUGCCACUACUCAUGUAUAUGGUUUAUGGGCUGAUCUUCCAUAUGGGAAAGCUUUACUUAUCCACAGAUGAAGACGAUGAAUUGGACGAGGAUGAUGAAUUAGAUGAUGAAGAAGUUGGGUUACAAGCAGUUUAUAACGAGAAUUUGGAAGAUGAUAGUGAAGAAGAAGAUUAUGAAGCAGAGGAGGAUGAAGAAGAAGAUGAUGAGGAUGUUGAUGAAGAAGAUGAGGAAGAAGAUGGCGAACAAGAAUCGCCAACCAGAGGGAAAAAGAGAAAGCACGAGGAUGGAGAAGCAAAUUAAUUUUUUAAGUAUAACAAAAAUGUCUACGGACUUUGGACUGUUGUGGAGGCCUUGUAAAUCCUCUUGUGUAUAAACAAAACAAAAAAUAAAAAUUAAAAAUAAA
Messenger RNA from Chrysoperla carnea, 1157 nucleotides. RefSeq names its product acidic leucine-rich nuclear phosphoprotein 32 family member A (gene Mapmodulin). Gene Ontology annotation, cellular component: nucleus. Bases 206 to 1054 code for a protein of 282 amino acids. Lineage: Eukaryota; Metazoa; Arthropoda; Insecta; Neuroptera; Chrysopidae. The record is from RefSeq and is a predicted model, not a curated record. Gene Ontology annotation, molecular function: histone binding. The transcript has 5 exons.